AUGAAUCACGGUACACUCGACAUUCGUGGAGAGAAGGUUCCUUCGCGAAACGUAGGUGGUGUUGGUUUUGUUGUGCACCCAUCUGUCGUCCAUCUCGUCGAUUCUCACGAGACCCUGUCACCUCGUCUGGCCAUUCUUCGCCUCCACCCUCUGCGCCAAAAAUCCAUCAGUGUCAUCAACCGCUACUCGCCAACAUCAGCAGCUGAUGAAUCCGAAUUGGACGCGUUUUACGAGGAGCUGGAGGAGAUAGUCCGCAACGAGAUGUCCUUCUACAAAUUCGUUGUCGGAGACUUCAACGCAAAACUAGGAAAGGCCACGGAAGAGGAAUGCAGGAUUGGAAGAUUUGGACAAGGGGACCGGAAUGAAAAUGGCAAUCGUCUCGCCGGGCUGUUGUCCGCCGCUCGCCUCUUUCAUGGGAACUCUCUUUUCAUGAAAAAAGAUCAUCGUCGGUGGACAUGGGAAUCGCCCAAUGGCGCGACUCGCGCGGAGAUCGACCACAUACUUACCAACCGGAGGUGGUGUCUACUUGACGUCUCAGUAGUACCAUCCUUUUGUAGUGGUUCUGAUCACCGUCUCCUUCGUGCGAAAAUACGACUUAGCCACACGGUGGAAAAGAACAUCUGCUAUCGGCAACGAAGGAGAAAAGAAGUCGUCUACGACGAUUGCGUACUCGAGGACUCCUUGUCCCAAGGUGACUGGCACAUCGAGGAGGACCCAAACGUGGACUACGAGAUGCUGCUCAGAGGAUUACGAACCUGUGCUGAAAGUGCCUCGAAGGCGCGCACGACAAACUUGGAUCGAACUUCGAAGACCACCAAGGAAUUGUUGGAAAGAAGAAGGGUUUUGAGGCUUGAUCCGAAUGCAACGCACAUUGAGCGGUUAGUAGCAGACACUAGCUGCAGAAAAGCGUUGCAAGAGGAUCUUUUGAAGAACAGGCAGAAGAAGAUUCUGGAAGCAGCACAAAGAAGAACGAGUCUAAAGAAGUGCCGCAGGGAUCUCCGCGAAUAUAAUAUUCCGCUAGCAACCUUGCUGAGCGAAGACGGGACUCGCAUGUCUUCUCGUCGUGAGAUAAAAAUCAUAACAGAGAGGUUUUACUCGAACCUUUUCCGUUCAUCAACUCCUGUGUCAAGCCCGAUCAUCCCCACGAAUAAACAGAAAGAAGACACGGUUCAUGAAGUACGCUCACUGCGAGCCGUUCGCCGAAGCCAUUCAUGGCUGCAUUGCUGUGGAUAA
Necator americanus (New World hookworm) is the source of this 1233-nucleotide messenger RNA. RefSeq lists its product as uncharacterized. The coding region runs from base 1 to 1233 and encodes 410 amino acids. Gene Ontology annotation, molecular function: catalytic activity. The record is from RefSeq and is a predicted model, not a curated record. Gene Ontology annotation, biological process: chromatin remodeling. The transcript has a single exon. Gene Ontology annotation, cellular component: nucleus. Lineage: Eukaryota; Metazoa; Nematoda; Chromadorea; Rhabditida; Ancylostomatidae.